AUGGCUUUCUUCCUGUCUUGGUUAUCUAGCUUGUUUGUCUCCGCUAUUUCGAGGAUAGCAUUAUCCGCAAGAUUUUAUUUCCCUUUUAUCACAUUAUUUUCAUCGCGGAGAAGGGAAGCGUCUCUCUCGCAAAAGGAUGUUUCUCUCGAGAAUGGCUUUUUUACAGCACCAGCCAUCGUUGAGAAACAUCAAGACUGGCAAGACUUGGACCGUUACCAGGAUGUUCUGGGGCAGCUACCAAUGCUUCAAGUUUAUGCCCACAUUCUCUAUCUUUUCCCACUGCCUGAGAAUGUCCGGCGUAAAGCAGUAUUGAGUGAUCUUUCGAGGGCAGUUGCUAGCGUUCGAAAGGCGGUGCCAUGGAUGGGAGCGAAAGUCAUCAACGAAGGCAGAUCGGAAACUAGCUCAGGUCUUUACAAAGUGACUGAAGACUUAGCCGGUGAUGAGACUUGUCCAUCAUACGAAGAACUCAAGAAACGUAAAGCUCCUAUUUCAUUAUUGGAUGCAAGGAAAUUCACGUCAGUACCUGGAUUUCCGAUACGAUUUGAAGAUUCUGAGAAGGAUCCUUCACGAGUACUCCGCCUGAAUGCCACCUUCAUCAAAGGCGGGCUGGUAAUCGAUUUCCUGAUUCACCAUAACACCGCUGAUGCGGGUGGGCAUUUCGGUUCCAUCAAAAUGAUCGCAAUGGCCAUGCGCGGAGAAAAAUUUCCUGCCAGGCUACUGGAACAAGCAAACCUGGACCGAAGAAACCUGUUUCCAUUGUUGGGCCCCCAUGAGCCAAUGAUGGACCAUAGCAGUCAUGUUAGAACACCAAUUACCUCCGCUGCGCCUCUAGUUACAUCUGAUCCAAAUUCCGCGAAGUACCAUGUGAUACGUUUCAGUGCAGAAAAACUCAAUAUGUUGAAAGAUAUAGCGAGCGAGAAUCUAGAUCGUGAUGUACCUUUCAUUUCUACUGAUGAUGCAUUAAGCGCCCACUGCUGGAAGCACUUUACCCUCGCGCGUGCGCAUAAGUUUGGACCUCAGACAAAGUCCCGCUUUGCUAGAGCAGUGGAUGGUCGCUCAGCAUUAGGUAUAUCGAAGGAUUACAUGGGCGACGUGAUUCAUAACGUUUCCACAUUCCUCACUUUCGAGCAACUGACUACCUGGCCUCUUUCGCGUAUUGCCUCGCAUUUACGAAGACAUCUGAAUGCCAAGAAUACAGCUUAUGACAUUCGAAGUUUUGCAACUUUUAUCGCCAAUACGCCUGACAAAUCCACAAUCACGUAUGGUGGGCAGUUCAAUCCAGAUACUGAUGUUGGCUGUUCCAGUGUACGCGGCUUGGGGAAGGUCUUAUUUCCCAGUUUUGGCAUCCUAGGCCAACCAGAGUUUGUUAGGAGGCCUAAGCCAGGAGUUGCAUUUCCAGGACUACUUGUAUUUUUCCCAGGCAGUCCAAGUGGCGAUUGUGAUGUGUGGGUGUGUCUUGCUGAGGAUGAGAUCAAGACACUAACGGAGAAUGAUAGGGAGUGGAGAAAAUGGGCCGAGUAUAUUGGUUAAUCUUACCUUAAUCUUGGUAGUUGAUUAUAUGUAUGUUUUGCUUAAUUCGACUAUAUCUAAUUCAUAUUGGUUUCUUCGGCGGGG
Molecule: messenger RNA, 1614 nt
Organism: Talaromyces stipitatus ATCC 10500
Lineage: Eukaryota; Fungi; Ascomycota; Eurotiomycetes; Eurotiales; Trichocomaceae
Product: trichothecene 3-O-acetyltransferase, putative
Exons: 2
Coding region: 1-1530 (509 amino acids)
Source: RefSeq, a predicted model, not a curated record